Molecule: messenger RNA, 2459 nt
Organism: Betta splendens (Siamese fighting fish)
Lineage: Eukaryota; Metazoa; Chordata; Actinopteri; Anabantiformes; Osphronemidae
Gene: nox1
Product: NADPH oxidase 1
Exons: 13
Coding region: 246-1946 (566 amino acids)
Biological process (GO): superoxide anion generation; defense response
Cellular component (GO): NADPH oxidase complex; plasma membrane
Molecular function (GO): superoxide-generating NAD(P)H oxidase activity
Source: RefSeq, a predicted model, not a curated record
ACUGUUAAGUCGACCUCACAUUUUCCAGAAGGACGCGACUGUUUUCAUUUCGCCGCCAGGGCGAAAGCCGUGAACUUCCUCGUGCUUUCCUCGCGCGGCGCGUGCCGCUGUCUUCGUGCUCUCUGGUGUCAUCACCGGCUGUCUCACCUGCGGAUGAGGAGGGAGGCGCCGCUCCGAGGCCUAUAAAUGCCCGGUGCCGGGAAGCUGCACGCGCACAGAGGCUGUGGCAGAGAAAAGAGCGCAUCAUGGGUAACUGGCUUGUCAACAACGGGCUUUCAGCUUUUACGCUGGUGGUGUGGAUGGGCAUCAACAUCUUUCUCUUCGUCUUUUUCUACAAUCGCUACAACUCCGAGCCCCAGUAUUUCUACACGCGCCAUCUCAUCGGGGCCGGUUUGCCCUGGGCCAGAGCUCCUGCUGCUGUCCUCAACUUCAACUGCAUGCUGAUCCUGCUGCCGGUGUGCAGGAACCUGCUGUCUCUGAUCCGAGGCUCCCUGAUGUGUUGCAGUAAAACAAUGAGAAAGCAGGUGGACAAGAACCUGACGUUCCAUAAGCUGGUGGCGUACAUGAUCGGCCUGAUGACAGCUGUUCACACCAUCGCCCAUCUGCUCAACGUGGAGUGGUUCAACAACAGCAGACAAGGGGUGUACGACGAGCUCAGCACUGAUCUGUCCAAGCUGGGCGACGAGGACGACACCACCUACCUGAACCCAGUCCGCGAAAAAGACCUGAAUCCGGAGCGGAUCCCCAUCUACUUCGCCUUCAGCACCAUCGCGGGGGUCACCGGCGUCGUCAUCACCCUGGCCCUCAUCCUCAUCAUCACCUCCUCCAUGGAGGUCAUCAGGCGCAGCUACUUCGAGGUCUUCUGGUACACGCAUCACCUCUUCGUCAUCUUCUUCGCCGGGCUCGUCUUCCACGGAGCCGGGCGCAUCGUGCGGAGCCUCCAGGAGUCAGACCCGCCGCACAACGUCACCCUGUGCAAAGACCGCAGUGACGAGUGGGGGCAGACUCCUCAGUGUCCGGACCCUCAGUUCGCAGGCGGCUUCCCACAGACCUGGAUGUUCGUGAUCGGCCCAAUGGUCCUGUACAUUUGCGAGCGUCUGGUGCGCUUCAUCCGCUACAUGCAGGUUGUCCGGUACAGGAAGAUCGUGAUGCACCCGUCCAAAGUGCUGGAGCUGCAGCUGGAGAAGAGCGGCUUCAAAAUGGACGUGGGCCAGUACGUCUUUCUCAACUGCCCCACCAUCUCCCAGCUGGAGUGGCACCCGUUCACCAUGACCUCUGCCCCCGAGGAGGAUUUCUUCAGUGUCCACAUCCGCUCGGCCGGAGACUGGACCGACAAACUCAUUGACAUAAUGCAAAAGCUUCCGGAGGGAGCACAGGGCCCCAAAAUGGGGGUGGAUGGGCCCUUCGGCACGGCCAGCGAGGACGUGUUCGACUACGAGGUCAGCAUGCUGGUCGGCGCCGGCAUCGGAAUCACUCCAUUCGCCUCCAUCCUCAAGUCCAUCUGGUACAAGUUCAAGGGGUCGGACCCAAAGCUGCGAACCAAGAAGAUUUAUUUCUACUGGCUCUGCCGGGAAACAUACGCCUUUGAGUGGUUCGCCGACCUCCUGCAGUCGCUGGAGAAGGAGAUGGAGGAGAGAGGCAUGGGGAAUUUCCUGACCUACAAGCUCUUUUUGACUGGUUGGGAUCAAAGCCAUAUUACACAUGUGACGGUUCACUUUGAUAAGGAGACCGACGUGGUCACUGGGCUCAAGCAGAAGACGCACUACGGCAGACCCGUCUGGGACAAGGAGUUCGAACAAGUCAGACAGGAGAACCCCAUGUCUCAAGUGGGAACUUUCCUGUGUGGUCCGGAGGCGCUUGCAAACGUGCUGGAGAAGAACUGUGCCAAAUACUCGGACGUGGAUCCGCGCAAGACUAGAUUUCACUUCAACAAAGAGAACUUCUGAGCAGACCGGCCGCCUGUAGGGCUCGUUCUGAAUGCCUGAAUAUGGUUCGUCUUCGACCGCAGUCAUCGAUGAGGUGCACCCAGUUCGCCAUUCAGGCCUCAACGUUGCACCUGAUAAAGAACUGUUGUUUUAACACUACUUAGGAACUCACCAAACUCAAACACCGCUCACGCCGUCAUGAUUCGCAAUGAUUCAUGGUUUAUACACACAUUAGUUACACCUGUACAAUCAUUGUAUCGUCACCUUAAGCUUUCUAAUCAAAACCUUGCAGUUGCUACAAAACUGAUACUUGAAGUUUAUGAAGGAAGAUUUUUACUGUUACAAAUCUCAGGACAUGUUGGGAUUCAGUACUUAGUCUUUAACAUUGUUUAUUAUUGUUUGUCAUUAAUAUGUAUGUGAUUUAAGCCACUGCUGCCACCAAAGCAUGAAGAAUAAAUCACUGGUGGAAAUAGUUUAAGUUGCAUAAACUUUGUAACAAUUUGAUUUUGUGAAUUGUAUAAACAGUCAAAGUCA